Suillus subalutaceus is the source of this 1149-nucleotide messenger RNA. RefSeq lists its product as uncharacterized. Lineage: Eukaryota; Fungi; Basidiomycota; Agaricomycetes; Boletales; Suillaceae. The record is from RefSeq and is a predicted model, not a curated record. The transcript is spliced from 7 exons. The coding region runs from base 82 to 1086 and encodes 334 amino acids.
UCUAAAUGUUUUUUCACAGUUCCGUACACAUGAGUUUCAAAAUAAUGACGUACUAGUAGUUAGUAUAUAUACAACAUAUGGAUGACUAGUACCCACACCGUCGUAAAGUACUUACUUACAACUUCCCUGGCAGGCAUCGGAGUCAUUUUCAAGUUCGCCAUGGCUCUCAUCCCGCUGGAUACUGCUUUCCUUGUUUCAUCAGUGCUGGUAGGCAUUUUAUACGGCUUUUCGGUCUUUAUGUUCGUAGGUACCAUCUGGACAUUCACCUACAAACAUCGCACACGGGACGUCAAUCGCCCAAUGGCUGCGGUUGCCACCCUGUUAUUCUUACUAAGUACCGCGGACAUGGUCCUAGUUAUCAUUCAAGUAGAAGAUGGACUGGUGAAAUAUCGCGAUGCGUACCCAGGCGGGCCAGAAACAUUCUUCGCAAACUUUCGACAAGAAACGUUUAUAGCCAAGAAUGUGAUAUACACAUUGCAAACUCUUCUUGGCGACGGGGUGGUGAUUUAUCGAUGUUAUGCCCUUUGGCAAUCUGUCUGGGUUAUCAUCCUACCAUGCAUACUGUGGUGCGGUAUCGCAGCCUUUGGUAUUUGUUGGGUCUAUGCACCGAGGAGUAUCCCCCCAGGCCCACUCGAUCAGACUGUCUUCGCUAGCGACUUUGGGAUUUGGAUCACAGCAUUCCUUACCUUUACGCUCGCAACUUAUUUGUUCAGUUCAGGAUUAGUGGUAUAUCACAUUUGGACGGUCGAACGCAAGGUUUCUGCAGUUUAUGUUGCGAAACCCAAAAUGCCUAUAUUGCGGGUGCUUAUCGAUGCCGCUAGCUUGUACUCUGCGGCGCUCUGCCCCUUCAUCAUAAUAUACUAUGCCUACUCGUCUGCUGUGUUCUAUGUUAUGGGAGACAUGCUUAUUCCGAUCAUCUCAAUUGUCUUCUACACGGUGUUUAUUCGCAUCGCAAUCAAUAAACACACCCAGGAUGGAGAGACCAGUGAGACAGGACGAAUAACCACGUUACAAUUUUGUAUACAAUCUUUGCAGAGUAGAUCCGAGCAGAAUGAUUUGUCCUCCUGGCCAACAGCCCAGAAAUAGCGACAUAUACACCGCUAUUAUUAUCUAGCCUGGUAUGAAUCCCAUCUGUGCUGCAAUCCUCCC